UACCGCUCGACACAGGAAGAGGAAUUAGCCGCACCGUACCCCAAAUUUCUCUCUCAAUUUUCGUCGUUUUUUCUAUUUAAGUGUUGCCGGUAAAUUGACGGAGUUGAGCUAUAUAUAAACAGGGAUUUUCUACAGGUACAUAAUCUCCGAUUCUUUUACAAUCUGGGGUUUGUUAUCAGUAGCCAGAACUAUUUCCUGAUUUCGGUAGCUCAAAUUAUGAAUUGCUAAGCAACUGGAAUUUACUUUGCUGUCUAAAUUUUGGCAUACUGGAAGACCCGGUUGAUUGAAUUUUGGUUUCGGCACGGAAAAUAGAGGUUUAUGCUUCUGGGCGACUUUCGGAUGGUGGGAGAUAUAUAAACUUGAGCAAUGAGUUCUUUAGCUUCUUCGCUGAGUUUCGGUUCAAGUGUGAAUACUGCAAUUUCUUUUUGCAAUUUUGAUAGUCGUGUGUGUUUAGUUAGGAGGGUUCGUUUUCGGAGAAAUGGGAGUACUCUAAGGAAGUAUGGUGGCGUUUGUAAACAUUUCGUGACAACUAAUUACAUCGCGGAACAAGGGACUUCUAUAUCUCUCGAUUCUACGUAUAGAGAUAGUAAAGGCGAGGCUGAUGAUUCGUUUCUUAUAGGAGCUCCCAAGCCAGUUUUGAAAUCAGGGUCCAAGGUUGAUCUCCUCCUGAGUAUGGCCUGGGAUGAAAAGAAACGUGGUGGGAAUUCGGAUGAUGAGACUAUGAGUGAUAAGGAGAAGGAGAGAAGUAGAGUGAUUGAGUCACUAGGUGAAGUGUUGGAGAAGGCGGAGAAACUCGAAACUAGUAAGAAGGUUAGUUUCUCUGUUGACAAACCUCCAGCAGAUGAGGGAGCUGACCAAAAGAAUUUAACACCAAUUAAAUCAGUGCGAAGCUCGAGUGGCAAGUCUAAGACUUUGAAGAGUGUCUGGAGGAAGGGUAAUCCGGUGGCUACUGUGGAAAAAUUUAAACAUGAACCUCAAGGAUCGAUUGGCUCAAAAACUGUUGCUCGCCUAAGACCCUCUCAGCCACCUCAGAAAAUAGAACCAAAGAUACAAACGAGACCGUCUGUUGCUGCUCCUCCUAUCAGAAAACCUGUAAUCUUGAAAAAGUCAUCUGUUAGCAGUCAAACUGAUUUGGGACCCGAAUCUAAACAGCGGAAGCCAAUAUUAAUUGACAAAUUUGCGGCUAAGAAGCCAGUGGUUGAUCCUCUGAUUGCUCAAGCGGUCUUAGCCCCUCCAAAGCCAGGGAAGAACCCUGCAACUGCCAAGUUUAGAGAUGACUAUAGAAAGAAGGGAGGUCCAUCAGGAGGACCUCGCAGACGUAUGGUUUAUGAAAAAGAUGAUAUUCCUGAUGAGGAUACGUCUGAACUUAAUGUUUCCAUUCCUGGUGCUGCUACUACUCGAAAAGGUAGAAAAUGGAGUAAAGCGAGUCGGAAGGCUGCUAGACUCCAGGCAGCCAGAGAUGCUGCACCCAUUCAGGUGGAAAUAAUGGAAGUUGGUGAAGAUGGAAUGUUAACUGAAGAGUUGGCAUACAACUUGGCCAUCAGCGAAGGGGAAAUUCUUGGGUAUUUGUAUGCAAAGGGAAUAAGGCCUGAUGGUGUGCAAAAGCUGAGCAAAGAGAUGGUGAAGAUGAUAUGUAAAGAGUACGAGGUGGAAGUCAUUAGUGCUGCCCCUGUCAGAGUUGAGGAAAUGGCAAAAAAGAAGGAAAUUCUUGAUGAAGAUGAUUUAGAUAAACUAGAAUAUAGACCUCCUGUGUUGACUAUAAUGGGGCAUGUUGAUCAUGGCAAGACGACACUUUUGGAUUAUAUAAGGAAAAGUAAGGUUGCAGCAGCUGAAGCUGGUGGGAUUACACAAGGAAUUGGAGCUUAUAAGGUUCAAGUUCCAAUUGAUGGGAAGACUCAAACGUGUGUGUUUCUAGAUACUCCUGGACAUGAGGCAUUUGGAGCAAUGAGGGCACGUGGAGCUAGAGUGACAGACAUUGCUGUCAUUGUGGUUGCAGCUGAUGAUGGGCUCCAACCUCAAACAAAUGAGGCAAUUGCUCAUGCCAAGGCAGCCGGGGUGCCAAUUGUUGUAGCUAUAAAUAAGAUAGAUAAGGAUGGAGCUAAUCCAGAUCGAGUUGUUCAGGAUCUGUCUUCAGUUGGCCUGAUGCCGGAAGAAUGGGGUGGUGAUAUACCAAUGGUUAAGAUAAGUGCUCUUAAAGGGGAGAAUGUCGAUGAAUUGCUUGAAACAAUCAUGCUUGUUGCUGAGUUGCAAGAAUUGAAGGCAAAUCCACAUAGAAAUGCUAAAGGAACAGCCAUUGAAGCUGGUCUUGAUAAAUCCAAGGGGCCUGUAGCUACUUUCAUUGUGCAAAAUGGAACACUCAGAAGAGGGGAUAUAGUAGUUUGUGGUGAAGCAUUUGGGAAGGUGCGGGCUCUAUUUGAUGAUAACGGAAAGCAAGAUGAUGAAGCAGGGCCCUCUAUUCCAGUACAGGUAAUAGGAUUGAAUAAUGUUCCUUCAGCUGGUGAUGAGUUUGAGGUUGUUGGCUCCCUUGCUGUUGCUCGAGAAAAGGCAGAGUCACGAGCAGAGUAUUUGAGAAAUGAACGUAUAACAGAAAAGGCAGGGGAUGGAAAAGUUACUCUUUCUUCUUUUGCUUCUGCUGUUUCAGCAGGAAAAAGUGCUGGAUUAGAUUUGCACCAACUCAAUAUCAUACUGAAGGUUGAAGUUCAGGGAUCCAUAGAGGCUGUGAGACAAGCCCUGCAGGUGCUUCCUCAAGACAACAUCACUCUCAAGUUCCUACUGCAAGCGACUGGGGAUGUCAGCACUAGUGAUGUUGACCUUGCUGUGGCUAGCAAAGCUAUUAUUUUUGGAUUUAAUGUCAGAGCACCUGGCUCAGUCAAAAAGUAUGCGGAUAACAGAAAUGUUGAAGUUCGGCUUUACAAAGUUAUCUAUGAACUUAUUGAUGAUGUGCGGAAAGCAAUGGAGGGACUCUUGGACUCUGUUGAGGAACAACUGCCAAUAGGCUCUGCAGAAGUAAGAGCUGUAUUUAGUAGUGGCAGUGGCCGUGUUGCUGGAUGCAUGGUGACAGAGGGAAAGGUUGUGAAAGACUGUGGAAUCCGUGUACUGAGAAAAGGAAAAGAAGUUCAUGUUGGUGUUCUUGGUUCCUUGAAACGGGUCAAGGAGAUGGUGAAAGAGGUAAAUGCUGGACUAGAGUGUGGAGUUGGAAGUGAUGACUUCACUGAUUGGGAGGUUGGGGAUGCGAUUGAGGCCUUUAAUACAGUGCAGAAGAGAAGAACACUUGAAGAGGCAUCAGCCUCAAUGUCAGCUGCGUUAGAAGAUGUCAGGAUACAACUUUAGUUAGGACAUCAAUAUAUAAUAUGCGGCCCCUCACAAUGGUUCGAGGAAUUUGACUUGUGCGUGGCGAGGAUCAGUCCAAUUGUGCUUCCAUAUUAUGACACCUUCUCAAUAGCAUUGUUGCCUUAAUGCCGUUCCACUGUAAAUAAUUAGGUAUGUCACAAUCCCAAUCUUUUUUUUUUUGUUAUUGUUUUUGUUUUGUUAGGUUAAAUGUGUAUUUAAGUUGAGAAAACUACAGAAAUUACACAACCACAUGUAUGAUGGCCCAUGUAAUAGAUUCACUUGGAAAAAAAGAAAAAGCUAAUCCGUUACAUUGUGACAUGAAGCAAAUAUUUCCCCACUUGCCAAUUGUCAUCUACCAUCCAUUUACUAAGAUUCUUUUUAUAAAAUCUUAGUUAUAUAUGUACCAUCCAUUUACUGCUUCUAAA
Molecule: messenger RNA, 3755 nt
Organism: Salvia miltiorrhiza (redroot sage)
Lineage: Eukaryota; Viridiplantae; Streptophyta; Magnoliopsida; Lamiales; Lamiaceae
Product: translation initiation factor IF-2, chloroplastic-like
Exons: 12
Coding region: 367-3330 (987 amino acids)
Biological process (GO): translational initiation
Molecular function (GO): GTP binding; translation initiation factor activity; GTPase activity
Source: RefSeq, a predicted model, not a curated record